This is a messenger RNA of Parathielavia appendiculata, 2260 nucleotides long. Its product is annotated as heat shock protein 70. The coding region runs from base 31 to 1875 and encodes 614 amino acids. The transcript has 6 exons. Gene Ontology annotation, molecular function: ATP-dependent protein folding chaperone; ATP binding. Gene Ontology annotation, cellular component: plasma membrane; cytoplasm; cytosol. Lineage: Eukaryota; Fungi; Ascomycota; Sordariomycetes; Sordariales; Chaetomiaceae. The record is from RefSeq and is a predicted model, not a curated record.
CAGGACUCCUCAGCAACACCAAUCUGCAAAAUGGCGGACGAAGUCUAUGAUGGUGCCAUUGGCAUCGAUCUCGGCACCACCUACUCUUGCGUUGCGACGUAUGAAGGCACCAAUGUCGAGAUCAUCGCCAACGAGCAGGGUAGCUUCACCACGCCCUCGUUCGUCUCCUUCACUGAGGACGAGCGCCUGAUUGGUGAGGCGGCCAAGAACCAGGCCGCCAUGAACCCCGCCAACACCGUCUUCGAUGUCAAGCGUCUGAUCGGCCGCCGCUUCGAUGACCCCACCGUCAAGAAGGACAUGGAGUCGUGGCCGUUCAAGGUCGUCGACGACAACGGCAACCCCAAGGUUGAGGUCCAGUACCUGGGCAAGACCCACACCUUCUCUCCUCAGGAGAUCUCCGCCAUGGUUCUCACCAAGAUGAAGGAGAUUGCCGAGGUCAAGCUUGGCAAGAAGGUUGAGAAGGCCGUGAUCACUGUCCCGGCCUACUUCAACGACAACCAGCGUCAGGCUACCAAGGACGCCGGUGCCAUCUCCGGCAUGAACGUCCUCCGUAUCAUUAACGAGCCGACUGCUGCCGCUAUUGCCUAUGGUCUUGGCUCUGGCAAGUCUAGCAAGGAGCGUAACGUCUUGAUCUACGAUCUUGGUGGUGGUACCUUCGAUGUGUCGCUUCUGAACAUCCAGGGCGGUGUCUUCACCGUCAAGGCUACUGCUGGUGACACCCACCUUGGUGGCCAGGACUUUGACACUAACCUUCUUGACUACUGCAAGAAGGAGUUCACAAGAAAGACCAAGAAAGAUGUUUCUGGCGACGCCCGCGCCCUCCGGAGGCUUCGGACCGCUUGCGAGCGUGCCAAGCGGACUCUGUCCAGCGGUGCUCAGACUACCAUUGAAAUCGACUCUCUCUUCGAUGGCGAGGACUUCAACAUGCAGAUCACUCGUGCCCGUUUCGAGGAUCUGAACGCCAAGGCCUUCGCCGGCACCCUCGAGCCCGUUGCCCAGGUGCUCAAGGAUGCCAACAUCGAGAAGAGCGCGGUUGACGAGAUCGUCCUUGUUGGUGGUUCUACCCGUAUUCCCCGCAUCCAGAAGCUACUCAGCGAGUUCUUCGAUGGCAAGAAGCUCGAGAAGAGCAUCAACCCCGAUGAGGCUGUUGCCUACGGUGCCGCCGUCCAGGCCGGUAUUCUUUCGGGCAAGGCCACCUCUGCCGAUACCUCGGAUCUCCUCCUCCUCGACGUCGUUCCCCUCUCCCUUGGUGUCGCCAUGGAGGGCAACAUCUUUGCCCCCGUUGUCCCCCGUGGUCAGACCGUCCCUACCAUCAAGAAGAGGACAUUCACCACUGUUGCCGACAACCAGCAGACCGUUCAGUUCCCCGUCUACCAGGGUGAGCGUGUCAACUGCGAGGACAACACCUCUCUGGGUGAAUUCACCCUUGCGCCCAUUCCGCCCAUGAAGGCUGGCGAGCCCGUCCUCGAGGUUGUCUUUGAGGUCGACGUCAACGGUAUCCUGAAGGUUACCGCCACUGAGAAGACCUCCGGUCGUAGCGCCAACAUCACCAUCUCCAACUCUGUUGGCAAGCUGUCCUCGUCUGAGAUCGAGAACAUGAUUAGCGAUGCCGAGAAGUUCAAGAGCAAGGACGAGGCUUUCAGCAAACGGUUCGAGGCUAAGCAGCAGCUCGAGUCUUACAUUUCUCGCGUUGAGGAGAUCAUCUCGGACCCGACCCUCUCGCUCAAGCUCAAGCGUGGCCAGAAGGAGAAGAUUGAACAAUCGCUCAGCGAUGCCAUGGGCCAGCUCGAGAUCGAGGACUCUUCUGCCGAAGACCUCAAGAAGAAGGAGCUUGCCCUCAAGAGGCUGGUCACCAAGGCCAUGUCGUCGCGGUAAAUGAUUUGAUGCUGGAUGGAUGCAUGAAUGGCCUUCCCCAGAUAGAUACGGGACGCAUCGGAUCGGAUUAUGAAGCCACGGUCCGGGGCCACGCGAAGUUACGGGCAAAAACGGCAGGGCCGCGGUAUAAUGGGAGGCGUCUUACAUCUUGAUUCAUGACACGGGGCACGCAAAAGUUAGAGGGAUCUUGCUCUUUAAGCCGCUUUUCGCUGUGGGGCAACUUGGGCAAGUAAUCGGUACCAUCUACACAAAAAUUGACGAAUGGGACUUGUCUUUCUGAUGCUCAUGAUUCGCAUUCCCUGUUGCGUACUGCAUGUAGAUCAAGGUAGAGGGGACAAUAUAGCACGGUUACGACGGGUUAGUUUGUUGCAAACAUAUUGUCUGU